AAAAAAGGGAAAAGUAACUCUGCAAAGGAGAAAACUCACGGUGGUUAAAGCACGUUCGGAAGGAGGAGGGGGACGCAGUUUUGUUAUUUAUCGGAACCUCUAGAUUCUGGGAGCACAGACGGCACCUGAUGAGCUGCCGGUGGAGUUUCUUUGGAUGGUCCUUGUUUCAAAGUUGGAUUUAUGCGGCUCAGAUUUGAAGCAGUGAUGUCUGGAAAGCUUUCAGCUUGAGAUUUUUUCCCCUCCAUCGUUCCGAAUUUAUUUUCUAAAUAUUUUUGGGUUAUUUUAUCGCUUCAGAAGUUAGAAGUUUACGUUAAAGGCAAUUUUUGAGACUUGGAGCAGCUGCAGGGUGUCCUUUUAACAUUUGGCUCCUGCGUGAUUUCAAAGGUAGUAGAAAAAAGGCAAAUUAUUUGCUCUUUUCCUGAAACGUUUUUAGUACUUUAUUUAAUUCUAAUGUUUUCGAGUUUGUGACUCUUUUUUGUUUCUGAAUUUCCUUGAAUUUUACUUCUCCGUCGGACUCCGGGCGGCGGGGAGGGGGGAGAAAGUUGGGACUUGUUUCAGAGAUGAAUUCGGCUGAAACGGACACAAAGUUGUUUCUACGAGCCUCCGGGACACAACAGGACAGUUAAUGAGCUAUAAGGGCUCCCUUCACCUCCUAAAGCGAGCCUGAUAAUAACUUUGCCAGCCUGUGGGCACCGGGAGAGCUCCGCGGCCGCGCUGCUCUACUGGAUACAAAAUGGCGGCGUCCCUGGGACGGUAUGGAUGCGGUUCUCGCUUUGUUUUUUAUUUAAUUUUGUCGCUGGAGCUGCUCAACACAUUCGGACUGUGUUCGGACGCACCUUGCCCGCUUAACUGUACCUGCAGCGGGGAUUCGGUGGACUGUAGUGGCCGGGAACUGACCGUCCCGCCUCUGGACCUUCCAGUUCGGACCGUUUCCUUAAAUCUGGGAAACAAUAAGCUGGCCUCCCUCAGCACGGAAGCCUUUGCCAAUCUUCCUAACCUGCGUGAACUGCACUUGGAUCACAAUGAGCUCACGUCCAUACCAGAUUUAGGACAGGCUGCUUCCAAAAUAACAUCCCUCUACCUGCAUCAUAAUAAGAUCCGCAAUAUAGAUGGCAGACGAACCAUAGAGCUGGUUUCUGUGGAAAAGCUGGACCUGAGCAAUAAUGACAUCACUGAUCUGCGAGAGGACGGCUUUCCCGCCGGACUUCGCAUCAGAGACCUAUACCUCAGCAACAACAAGAUCAGCACACUGGAAGUUGGAGCGCUGGACCGUCUGGGCUCAACUCUGCAGGUUUUGCGCCUGAGCCGAAACCGAAUAAGCCAGAUCCCGAUCCGAGCCUUCCAGCUUCCAAGGCUCAUCCAGCUAGAGCUGAACAGGAACCGUAUCCUUCAGAUCGAGGGCCUAACCUUCCAGGGACUGUCCAGCUUGGAGGUGCUGAAGUUGCAAAGAAACAGCAUCAGUAAACUGACUGAUGGAGCCUUCUGGAAUCUGUCCAAGAUGAAAGUCCUCCACCUGGAGUACAACAACCUGACUGAGGUGAACAGCGGCUCCUUGUAUGGCCUCAGCUCCCUCACACAGCUCUUCCUCAGCAAUAACUCCAUAGCCCGCAUCAACCCUGAUGGCUGGAAGUUCUGCCAGAGGCUGAGGGAACUGAAUCUGUCCUACAACAACCUGACCCGUCUGGACGAGGGGAGUCUGGCUGUGCUGGGGGAGCUGCACUCGCUGCGGCUGGGCCACAACGCCAUCAGCCACAUUGACGAGGGAGCCUUCAGGGGCCUGAAGGCCCUAAGAGUCCUGGAGCUGGACCAUAACGACAUCUCUGGCACAAUAGAGGACACCAAUGGGGCCUUCGCUGGAUUGGACAAGCUCAAUAAGCUGACUCUGUUUGGAAACAAGAUCAAAUCUGUGGCCAAGAAAGCCUUCGCCGGCCUUGAGACCCUGGAACACCUGAACUUGGGAGAGAACGCGAUCCGUUCCAUCCAGCCCGAUGCUUUCAGCCAGAUCAGGAACCUGAAAAGCCUCCUCAUUCAGAGCAACAGUUUCCUCUGUGACUGCCAGCUCCAGUGGUUGCCCCUUUGGCUGCAGUUUCAUGGUCUGCAGACAGGUGUAAAUGCCACAUGUGCCCACCCAGUGAGCCUGCAGGGCACUAGCAUAUUUGAAGCUCCGCAAAAUGGCUUUGUGUGUGAUGACCUCCCCAAGCCUCAGAUCACAGUCCAGCCGGAGAACACGAUGACUGUACUGGGCAGCGAUGUGCGUCUCACCUGCAAGGCGGUGAGCAGCAGCUCCUCACCAGUGACUUUCGCCUGGCGCAAAGAUCAGGAACUGCUUUCCCACGCGGAGAUAGAGAACUUUGCACACCUGCACACCCGCCAUCAGGGCGCCACUCCCGACACGUCAGGGAUGGGCGGAGGCGUGAUGGAGUACACCACCAUCCUGCAUCUACGGCACGCCACCUUUGCCCAUGAGGGCCGUUACCAGUGCAUCAUCACCAACCACUUUGGCUCCACCUACUCCAACAAGGCUCAAGUUGUUGUCAACGUCCUGCCGUCCUUCCUGAAGACCCCCAGGGACAGCGCCAUCCGCACGGGGAACACCGCCAGGUUGGAGUGCGCCGCAGAGGGCCACCCGGCACCCCAGAUUGCCUGGCAGAAAGACGGCGGCACGGACUUCCCCGCCGCCCGGGAGCGCCGCAUGCACGUGAUGCCCGACGACGACGUGUUCUUCAUCAUGGGUGUGAAGCCCGAGGACAUGGGCGUCUACAGCUGCACAGCCAAAAACACGGCGGGCACCGUCUCGGCCAACGCCACCCUCACCGUGCUGGAAACGCCCCACCUGGCUCAGGACAUGAAGAACCCCAGCGUGGCGGCUGGCGACACGGUGGCGCUGCAGUGUAAAGCCCUUGGUAGCCCGCCGCCGCGUAUUACCUGGCUGCAUGACGACCGGCCGCUGCCCACCUCCGACCGGCACUUCUUCACCCCCGGCAACCAGCUGCUGGUCAUCAACUCCGCCUUGACGAAUGACUCCGGCCGCUACACCUGUGUAAUGUCCAACAGGCUGGGCACGGCACGCGCCCACAGCCAGCUGGUGGUGACCGAGCGCGGCUCGUGCUUGAGCACCAUUGGCAUCAUUGUCAUCGCCGUGGUUACAAGCAUUGUGGUGACAUCCUUGGUGUGGGUCUGCAUCAUUUAUCAGACGAGGAAGAAGAGCGAGGAGUGCAGCGUGACCAACACGGACGAGACGAUUGUCCCUCCAGAUGUCCCCAGCUAUCUGUCCUCUCAGGGCACUCUGUCCGAGCGGCAGGACGUGUGUAUCCGUGUGGAAGCUGGAAGCGGACCUCAGCCCAACGGGCACGUUUUAGACACCUCAGGGUUUGACGGAGCUGUGGUUUGUGCGAACUGCAUGGAGACCGGCAACAGCUACUCCACCGACACAGACUACCUGGCCCACGGAUUCGACCUCGCUCACGCCGGCGAGUACCAACAGGAGCAGCUAGCCCCGCCGCCGUACUCUCAGUGUAACCAGGCAAACGACGGGUCCCUCUGCAACGGCACACCCUGCAGUAUGCGAAAGGACCCGCAAGGAUCUGACUUUCCCAAAAAUCACAACACGAUAGAGCGAAGUCAGGAUGACAGAACAGCAAGCAGAAGGGGAGCGACGCCGGCGGGCUGCCCGUCGCAGGAUGACUCCUUCCAUGAGCCGGUGAAGCUGGCCGGCGGGACAAACUACGGACGCUUGGACACUGACUGUGAGCCUGAGCUCAGGCAGACUCUGCUGCCAAACGGACACGCCCUCAGAGCCUCUCAGAGUGGGAGCGCCCCUCUAAGGAGAUCGAGCGACUAGCGGGACACUGAAUCAAGCUUUGAAUUCUUUCUUUGCACUGGGAAAUAAACUGCUACCUCACAUGGAGGGGGACGAUCCAGAGCCUCCCGCGUCCGGACCGACACCCGGACGGGACAAAUAUACGUUCGUCGUUGAAAGGGAGAGUCGGGAGUUCAAAGAGGAAGCUUGUGUGGGUGGCGCCCCACCUGAGCGUAUCAGUUGUAUAUAGUUUAAAACCUUCCUCUGGGAGGAGACCAGUUUAAAGAAAGAACUUUAGUACCCAAAAAAAAAAGGAAAUAAAUGUGACUUGCAUUUGAAGCAUGCAAAUAUAGGGAAUCUUGUACAGUGUAAUUAUGUGCAGUAGGAAAAAAGAGAAAUAUAAGAGGGACUUUUGACUGUACAUAAGAGUUUUCUUUAAUAUUAUAUAAGUUUUACAAAAGAGUGUUGGAAUAUCCGUGCAUGGCAAAGAAAGAAGUGAUAUUUUUAUUGUUCUUAGG
Molecule: messenger RNA, 4317 nt
Organism: Cyprinodon variegatus (sheepshead minnow)
Lineage: Eukaryota; Metazoa; Chordata; Actinopteri; Cyprinodontiformes; Cyprinodontidae
Gene: lrig1
Product: leucine-rich repeats and immunoglobulin-like domains 1
Exons: 18
Coding region: 734-3841 (1035 amino acids)
Molecular function (GO): protein binding
Source: RefSeq, a predicted model, not a curated record